GAUCAACAGCCAAAGCAUACCUUGAUAAUUAUGAAGAUAUUGUUUCUCAAUCUUUGCCUGUGGAGAAGGUAGCACUACAUUACAGUGAAGUCAGUGGCUCUGCAAAAUAUGUCAUCCUCAAGUUUGUUUCAUUUGCAGAUUCAGUUGUGAAGUAUUUAGAAGAAAUUGCUGAAAAGGGGACAUUCAGAAGAGAUURUGGUACCAGACAAGAGGAAAUUCUGCUGAAGGAGAACAUCGYAUUUGAAGCAUUCAUAGAAACAGAGAUGCUUUCUUGGAAGGCAUGGUUGAAAGAUGUGGAAGAUCGUUUUCUUGAGAUGGAAAAUAAUGUGCCUUUAAGUUCACCUCCCAAAAAGAAGCUAAAGAAGAGACAGCAAAGGAAAACAGAAAACAAAGUGUCCUCAGUGGCUGAAUUUGCUGCAGAAUUACAAAUUGACUGUUUCAAAAAGGUCUUUGAAGGUUGGCAAAUUAUUGACCUUGUCAUGAGGAAAAAUGUGUAUGAGGAUGAUGAAGAUGAGAAGAUAGAUAUUUUUGAUGUUAAG
This is a messenger RNA of Actinia tenebrosa (Australian red waratah sea anemone), 539 nucleotides long. RefSeq lists its product as uncharacterized. NCBI's taxonomy places the organism in Eukaryota, Metazoa, Cnidaria, Anthozoa, Actiniaria, Actiniidae. Gene Ontology annotation, molecular function: cysteine-type peptidase activity. Gene Ontology annotation, biological process: proteolysis. The record is from RefSeq and is a predicted model, not a curated record.